Paralichthys olivaceus (Japanese flounder) is the source of this 5154-nucleotide messenger RNA. RefSeq names its product genetic suppressor element 1-like. The record is from RefSeq and is a predicted model, not a curated record. NCBI's taxonomy places the organism in Eukaryota, Metazoa, Chordata, Actinopteri, Pleuronectiformes, Paralichthyidae.
GAGCCGGGUGUUCAGGGACUCAGCCGGGAGAGGGUGAGUGCUGAGAACACACAGUUGCAGCAGGACAAGAGGACUCCACCUACCCCGUCGCCUCACCCCCUGGCUCACCCAUUUGGCCUCACUCCCAGCUCCAUCAUGCAAAACUCCAGAAUACAGAGCCUUAGCAGUUUGCCGGGGCAGAUGCACCCUGUGGUUCCCUCAGGCGCCAUCCCAGAGGAAUACCUGAGAGCACUUCGGCCAUUCGCCACCUCAGAUGACCUCCGGUUGACCUCUUUACCUCUGACCCUCGACCCUGCUGCGGCCGCCCAUGCUGCAGCAGCUGCUGCUUACUAUCAUCCUGCCUACCUGCACCACCCUCUGUCUUUACCAAGGAUGGAGGAGUCACUGUGUCUCUCUGCGCUGCGGUCACAGUUCUACUCUGUGCCUGCAGGGGGCGCCUUCUCUCCUCUCCACCCCUCUGCCCUCCACCUGCACCUGCCUGGAGGCCGCUACCCUGCAGAACUAAACCACACAGCACUGGCGGAGAGGCUACAGAUGGAGAAUGAGCUCCGCCAGCGAGAGAGAGAGCAAGAGCGCGAACGAGUGAAAGAAAGGGAGCGCGAGGCAGGACUGGAACGAGAGCGGGAGAGGGAGCGGGAGAGGGAGCGGGAGAGGGAGCGGGAGAGGGAGGAGGAGAGGGAGAGAGAGCGGGAGAGAGAGCUGGACAGACAGAAGGAGAGGCAGAGGGAGAGACAGCAGCAGAUGGUCAGAGCGGCAGAGAGCCACUACCUGGCUGAGCUGCAGGCUCGGAGGGCACCACCGGAGGACAGGAGCAGGCCAGGGGAGAGGCUGACCCCAAACAGACUGGACAACCUCAAGGAUUCUGAGCAUCCAUCUUUCCCAGCACAGAAACCUCUGCCCCUGCAGACAGGCCUUCACUCCUCCAGGGGCUCAAUCCCACAUUCGGUGCCCAACCUGAUGCCUUCUCACUUGGGGAAGCAUCCUGCUGCUGCUGCUGGGGGGCUUCAUGGAGCUCUGGCAGCUGCCAUGACGAGUCACAGGGCCAAUGAGGAGGCCUGGUUAUCACGGCAACGAGUGCAAGGGCAGGAGAGGGGGGGUCCGCUGGAGCUGGGCCUCAGAUCACCAGGGAAAGGGUUGGAUUCAAGGAGAGACAUCCACAGAACCAGUUCUGUCCAUCACAAUCCAGGCAACAAAGAUGUACCCUCCUGCCUCGGUGCUCCACCUCCUCUUAUCUCCCCUAAAGGUCACCAUCAUCCUCCCGUCCCUUCAACUACACUGUGGAACCCAGCGUCCUUUGUGGACACCCACACAGACUCCCGCAGAAAACUCAAUCUCCCUACCCCACCGAGUCGACCACCUCCAGGACUGACGAGAGCCGACAGACCCCCGAUAAGCUGGGGGGACAAGCUGGAAGAUGGAGGCAGGAAGAGGGCAGAAGGCCCAGAGAGGUAUCUGUCACUGAGGGGAGCUAGUUUACAGGAGUCCUGGAACAGGGCUGAGCAGGAGAGAGCCAUCCAGGGUCUCUACCACCAGCACCACAUCAAUAACCUACACCAGAGAUCCUGCACACCACAGUCUGUUCCCAGCACCGACCCGGGGGGACGGUGCCAAGAAGCCUCUCUGUCUCCGGUGAGGGAGCGACAGAGUCAGGCGCCCGACAGCAUGAUGGUGUACGAUGAGGUUUUGCAGCAGCACCGCCGGCUGCUCAGCAAGCUCGACCUGGAGGAGAGUAGGAGGAGGGAGGCCAGAGAGGGAGGUUAUUACUACGACCAGGAUGAGUCAUACGAUGAGAGUGACGAGGAGGAGUUGAAAGCCCAUUUGAGGAGGGUGACAGAACAGCCCCCACUCAGACUGGACACAUCCUCCGAGAAAGUGGAGUUCCUGCGCGCGUGUGGUCUGACCACGCUGACCCAUCGCGAUGAGCUCCUGGUGAAGAAGAGGAGGAAACGGAGGAGGAUGAUGAGAGAGCGUAGUGUCUCUCCACCAGCCGGGCAGGGCAAGAGAAAGUCUGCUUCACCUUCAACACCUCCAACUCCCUUAACUACCCCGUUCUCUGCUGAGCAGAUGGACAGCACCCCCGAACUGGAGGAGAAAAAAGACUUCCUCCUUAUGUUUAACCUCUCCCAUGUCAGCCCGCAGCAGAGGAGAGAUAAGGAGAGGGCAGAGGAGCUUCUGACGGCCAUUCAGAGGAAAACUGUGACGUUAGACACCCUCAGAUAUAAUCCCUUACCUCCAUGUAGCAGUCCUCCUGCUCCCUCAACUGGUGACUCCUCCUCAGCCCCUGUGAAGUGUCAAUCAAACGGACAUGUGUACCCAGACUCUCCCAGCCCGUCCCCUCCUUACUUACAUAAACCCAGGAACCACCGUACCACCCAGCUCAAGCACUCCAUGGACUCCCAGGUGGCCCACGUUCCUCCACCUCUGGCCUCCCACCAUAAAAAGGUUGAAUUCACGGAGGCUCAGCCAAACAGGAAGCACCAGAGCCUCCAGAACGGCGUUGUUGCUUCUCCCCAGAAAAAGGAACCUGGUCCGGUGCACAAUGGGAGUAACCGGCCCUGGGAGAGAUUCACACCUGAGGCCUUUGCUCAGCACUUCCACCAGGCUGUGCUGCAGUCCACACACAACACACUGCAGAACAAAGGAGUCUCAAACUGUGUUCCUGAAGCUGGCAUGAAGGUUGAGCCCUCGCUGCCUCGCAACUGUCACCUGAAACACUCCAAUCUCAACCACGCCCCUCAGCACGCGCACAUCAACGGCCAUCACUCACACGCUUCUGUAGCCAAUCGGGACACCGUGGGGCCACGAGAAAACCUGUCUGAUGAGGAUGAGGAAGAGUCUGGGCAGGAGGAGGAGGAAGAUGAGGAGGAGGAGGAAGCGGCGGAGGAAGCUCCGAGGAAGUGGCAGGGUAUUGAAGCUAUUUUUGAGGCCUAUCAUGAGUAUGUGAAUGAAUGGAGUAUAGAGAGGGAGGUUCUUCACACACAGUGUAAAAGACUUGAAGCACAAAACUAUAAUCUGACCAGAACUGCGAAGCAACUCUCUCUCACCAUGGGGGAGCUGGUGAGUCAGAGGCAGAAAGUGAGAGAGGAGCGAGAGAAACUGCAGGCGCAGCUGGAGCACUUCAGGAGGUGUCUGACACUACCCAGCAUUCACUGGGGCAGGGGCCAAGUCAACGGGCACACGCCGAGGUGACCUCUGACACGGACGCUCCGACGGAUCCUUCUCUGACAGCGGAGGAACAGUCACGAGAACAGGAUGGACUGGAGCCAGACCACUGUGGGCGCUCAAAGGAGCCAAUCUAUGUCUUGUUACCUCCCUGGCCAAUCAGUUACAUUAUCUGACUGGCUCCAGAUUCAAUUGAUUACCUGCCGUGUUUGCCACGGUAACAGCAAUCCAUCGCGACCACAUAGUCUGGGCAGCCCCCCUCCCUCUCUGUGUCUCGUUGGACUGAAACAACACUGUGUAGGUCAAACAGCGUCUUCAUAACCACUCCCAUCAUUCCCUGAUUUGGCUUUAAGGACGUUCCGCCAUUAAACUCAUGUCAUAUCAACUUUCUGUAUAAACUGUAUUGAUCCACACUAACGGGAUGUAUCACUUGGCACAUAUCUGUAGCCUCUCUGGAGCAGAGGGUGGAGACUGUGCAGGGGUCACUUGGUUAAAACUCAGAGAGUUAAAGUUGAGGAAUCAAAGCACACCUCAGGCCUUAAACUUGACAGGAUGCACUUGAAAUGAAAUGAGAGGAAAUCCUUGAGCGUCCUCUGUGUGGUGUGAAGUUGUAGUGUCUACUGAGUACAGUACAGUGUCUGACAGAUGAGGCGGAUUAUGUGCUGGUUAUGGUUCCACAGAGGAUAGGAGACUUCUUAAAGAUAAUAUCUAUAUAAUGGAAAAUGGUAUCGGUGAAGUUUUUUUCUUAUGUUUUCUGUUGUUACCUUACUUGUGAUAGACAAAGAAUUUUGUAUGUUUUAUUGUAUUAACCAUUUCUUGUGAGAAGCCAUAUGUUGCGUUUGAACUGCUGCUGGUCAGAAUCAAAAUGUUUAGAAAGUGAAGGAUGUUAUUUGAAAAAAUUUUCACGUGAUGUCACAGUGUUUGAAGAUGGACAAACACGACAUGGGGGGGUGAAGAUGAAGCAGCAAAUGUCUGUCUUUACCUCAGAACAUCAUCAAGCUGUUGCCAUCGUUCAGAUGGUUCAACCCAGACUCUGUGUCAUGCGCUCUUCACAUGCCUAUAAAUGUUGACAAAACUUGAAGAAAAUAAAAGUUCUGAUUUGAUUUGAUUUAUUUGAAGGAAUUUUGUUGAAAAUGUCUCCAUGUUGUUAGAGAACUGGGUCAUCUGAGUGAGACUAAAGUACAUUUAGACUGUUCUGUUCAACCUUAUAAAUGUUUUCACCUGAAGAUUAUUUCCGACGUCAUGAUUUUGCAAAGUUAAAACCAGAAUGUCACUGAGUAGAGCGCACUCCUCCGCCAAGGUCCAACAGUCCCCUUAAAUUCAUGAAGCUGCACCAAAUUGCACACACUCAUAGAAAUCAGUCCUCUGAAUGUGCCUGAUUUAUUUUUAUCAAGAUUCAUGAAUUAUUCUCUGGGAAAGCAAUUAAAACGUAGAAAAAGCCCUCUUUUGAAAUAUUAAGGAAAGGGAUAAUAAAAAAAUCAAUAUCCGCCCCCUGAUCUGGAUCUUUAUCAAAAUUGAAUCAGUUCUUUAUUGACUAAUAAUAAUCUGUCCAGUCAUUUUGUGUAAAGUUGCUGACUUGGUGGACAAAAUUUAGAAAAUGGGAAAAGUCAAACUAUUACGACUCACAUGAUACUCAUAAGAGUACUUGAAAUUAUGUGAUUGUUUAUGGGUAACAUAAAAAUAACUACAAACUACGCCCUCGUUUGGUCUCUGGGUGAGGUUUAUUUUUGUUGAAACCAGGUUAAACAAUGUAACCCAUAAUUUCUGCCUCUUAGCUUCUGAAUAUUGGAAAUCAUGGGAGUCCUCUCCUUUGCCCCCAAACACCGAACCUCCAUCAUCUGUUCACUCUCGUCUACAAAUCUGCUGUGAUAUCCUGCAUAUUUGUUUAUCAAUCAGUUGUUCUGUUAUGUAUUAUUUGGGCUGUACAAUUGCAAUGGAUUAUUUAUUAACAUAUAUAUUGCUGUACAUUCUGAUGGAAAUUUACAUUAAAAU